Messenger RNA from Aureobasidium vineae, 180 nucleotides. Lineage: Eukaryota; Fungi; Ascomycota; Dothideomycetes; Dothideales; Saccotheciaceae. The record is from the annotation of a GenBank genome assembly.
AUGGCUUCCACCGAGGCAGGUAGUCAUCGCAACCAAUCGCCUUCGGCAUCAACUUUCUUGUCGACCUUGAUUCCUGUUCUUCUCAUUGUUGCGGUCGUUCUCUCAGUCUUUCUGAUCUUCCGUCCCAAGUACAAGAGAGUUUACGAGCCGCGCACCUAUCUGCCGCUCCUGAGGAAAUAG